AUAAUAAAGCAAAAGGUAAAAAAAAAAAAAAUUGUUUCUUUCUCUCUCUAGGAUCUAGAGAGAGAAAGAGAAACUCCGUCCUGCGCGCGCCAUGGCAGAAAGUAAUAACAAUUAUGAUAAUGGUGGCGGUGUUGUACAAGGAAUUCCGUUGUUUGCGAAAGAAUUGAUCGCCGGUGGUGUCGCCGGCGGUGUUGCCAAAACCAUCGUUGCUCCUCUUGAGCGUGUGAAAAUCCUCUUUCAGACUAGAAGUGAAUUUCACGAUAUAGGAUUGUUAGCGUCUUUUAGAAGGAUUGCAAAGACCGAAGGACUUAUUGGGUUUUACAGGGGAAAUGGAGCUAGUGUUGCCAGGAUUGUUCCUUAUGCAGCUUUACAUUAUAUGGCAUAUGAGCAAUAUAGAAGGCAUAUUAACUACAACUUUCCUGGCAUGGGAAACGGUCCAGUUGUUGAUCUGUUAGCAGGAUCUUUAUCUGGAGGAACUGCUGUGCUUUUUACUUACCCACUUGAUUUAGUUAGAACUAAAUUAGCUUAUCAGGUUGUUGAUACUCCCAAAUUGAAUAUUAAAGGAGCCAUGGCUAGCGAACAAGCAUUCAGAGGAAUUAGGGAUUGUUUUUCAAGGACUUAUAGAGAGGCUGGGAUGAGAGGGCUUUAUCGGGGUGUAGCUCCAUCACUCUAUGGAAUCUUUCCUUACUCGGGUUUGAAGUUUUACUUCUAUGAGGAAAUGAAAAGCCAUGUCCCUGAUGAUUACAGAAAGAACAUAAUGGUCAAACUUGCUUGUGGAUCUGUUGCUGGGUUACUUGGUCAGACUUUCACAUAUCCUUUGGAUGUCGUGCGGAGGCAAAUGCAGGUUCAGCGGUUACAGGGUUCCAGCAGCUUACAAUUGAAAGGAACAAUGGGAACUCUUAUCAUGAUUGUCCAAAAAGAAGGAUGGAAGCAUUUAUUUUCAGGACUGAGCAUUAACUAUAUGAAGGUUGUGCCAUCAGUUGCAAUUGGAUUUACAGUCUAUGACGUUAUGAAAGCGUAUUUGAGGGUUCCACCACGAGAUAAAGUUAUUGAUGAAAUGGCCACGAACAAAAGAGAGAACCAGUCGUCAACCUUGCCCUCAUCACAAUCCGUCUCUUAAAAUUCCAACAUACUUUGGUAUUCUUUUCCUCAUUAGUAUUCAGGCCAUUAACAUUUGUACAUCUGAUUCUUCCAUGACCUAGCCUAGGUUUGUAUGACGUAUAGAUACAAUUAUAACCUCUCCAAAAGUUUGGUUGAGGUGCGUAUAAAUAAAUCCUUAGAUUAAGAACAAUGCAGAAAUAUGUUACAUGUCGAGAUCAAAUUUGUACAUAAGAGUGAGAUUUGUAUAUAAAUUUGUAACAUCUUUUCAUGCAGCAUAUUAUGAUUUGAAUAAAGUAAGCAUAAAAUUCCUUUA
Molecule: messenger RNA, 1414 nt
Organism: Erigeron canadensis
Lineage: Eukaryota; Viridiplantae; Streptophyta; Magnoliopsida; Asterales; Asteraceae
Product: mitochondrial carrier protein CoAc2
Exons: 7
Coding region: 92-1120 (342 amino acids)
Biological process (GO): mitochondrial ATP transmembrane transport; mitochondrial ADP transmembrane transport
Cellular component (GO): mitochondrial inner membrane
Molecular function (GO): ATP:ADP antiporter activity
Source: RefSeq, a predicted model, not a curated record